Amphimedon queenslandica is the source of this 974-nucleotide messenger RNA. RefSeq names its product protein NipSnap homolog 1-like. The record is from RefSeq and is a predicted model, not a curated record. Gene Ontology annotation, cellular component: mitochondrion. Bases 41 to 829 code for a protein of 262 amino acids. The transcript has 9 exons. Lineage: Eukaryota; Metazoa; Porifera; Demospongiae; Haplosclerida; Niphatidae.
UUGUGAAGUUGAACGCCCACAUACCAUCAAGGGUAUCACAAUGGCUGCUCUCAGCAGAUACGGUAGACUAUUGUUUGCUGGUUCUAAAAGAGUUCUCUCUCGUUCAUUCUUCGGCUCCAGCAGGGAAGGAGGGAAAGGAUCACAGAGUAAAGUAUUAGGAGGUACUUCAGCUCCAGUCUAUGAACUACAAGUUCAUAAUGUGAAACCAGAACACAUGAAGGAUUAUUUGUCACUGACUGAGGACCAGUAUACCAGGCUAAACAGUUCAUCUUCUAUUCCAGUGGACCUCAUCGGCAGUUGGACGGUUCAAGUUGGACUGAAUGUUGAUCAAACACUGCACCUGUGGCGCUACAAAGAUGGGUAUGAGACUAUGGACAAAGUGUGGACUUGCCUCAAGGAAGAUAAAGAAUGGCAGGAUUACAGUCAUAAUAAACUAGCCAAUCAGAUCUACUCUAGAAGUUCUCAGGUUCUCGUUGCUUUUACAUUCUGGGACCCAGCUGGACUAGAGUCAGAGACUAAAAGAGGAUUAUAUGAAAUGAGAACAUACACUCUAAAGGCUGGAACUACUAUUGAAUGGGGCCAUGAAUGGAGGCAGGGGCUGAAGUUCAGAGACAAGAGAGAGGCUGUGGGCGGCUGGUUCUCACAAAUUGGAGAAAUGCAUGUUGUCCAUCAUUUAUGGGGUUAUGAGAAUUUGGUCGACAGACGAGAUACAAGGCAACAGGCUUGGCAGGAGCCUGGUUGGGAUCAAUGUGUCCGUGAAACAGUUCCAUUAAUACGUCACAUGGAGGCUAGGAUUCUCCGCCCAAACUCGUUUUCUCCGUUGCAAUAAUUAAUUUUAUUAAUUGACUUUAAAAGAUUAUUAUUUUGAUUGGAAUAAAUAAUCACAAAAUUUAAAAUGAGUUUUUGUUCUUAAAAUCAAAUUAAAAACAAAUCAAAUGAAAUGUAUCACAGAAAGGACUAAAAACUAUAACAAA